Messenger RNA from Erigeron canadensis, 1256 nucleotides. RefSeq names its product peroxidase 55-like. Gene Ontology annotation, molecular function: heme binding; peroxidase activity. Gene Ontology annotation, biological process: hydrogen peroxide catabolic process; response to oxidative stress. The record is from RefSeq and is a predicted model, not a curated record. The transcript has 3 exons. NCBI's taxonomy places the organism in Eukaryota, Viridiplantae, Streptophyta, Magnoliopsida, Asterales, Asteraceae. The coding region runs from base 166 to 1146 and encodes 326 amino acids.
UUAACAAUUAGAAAAACUUGGCUUUAUAACUUUGUCAACUCUGUACCCCUUAUAACAACGACCCCAAGUAUGUUUCAAAUGACAAGUAACCAAUUGUAUACUUUAUCUAUUACACUUUGUUGAUCACUUCAAGUUUGUGGCACGUACAUAUAGCUAGUGUAAGAGAUGGAGGUGGCAUCACCGAAAACCUUACUAUACUGGUCAAUGGUUGUGGUGGUUCUUACCACAAAAGGCAAAGGUCAACUGGUUGAGAAUUUUUAUGGCUCCACGUGUCCAAUGGUUGAAGCAGUCGUAAAACAGGCAGUUGACACGAAGGUCAGCCAGACGUUUACAACGAUUCCUGCCACCCUACGUCUGUUUUUUCAUGACUGCUUUGUUGAGGGAUGUGAUGCUUCAGUGAUGAUUGCAUCGCCAAAUGGAGAUGCUGAAAAGGAUGCACCAGACAAUCUAUCACUAGCCGGUGAUGGCUUUGAUACUGUUAUAAAAGCUAAACAAGCGGUUGAGGCUGUUUGCCCUGGUGUCGUCUCAUGUGCUGAUAUUUUAGCCAUCGCUGCCCGUGAUGUUGUGUUUGCGGCUGGGGGUCCUUCGUUUAAUGUACAGUUAGGCAGGCGAGAUGGACUCAUUUCACAGGCUUCACGGGUUGCCGGAAAUCUGCCCCAACCCACCUUCAAUGUCGUUCAACUUAACACCAUGUUUGCAAGGCACAACCUCACAGAGCUUGACAUGAUUGCACUUUCAGGAGCCCACACACUCGGUUUUUCUCAUUGCAAUCGUUUUGCAAACCGUCUGUACUCAUUUUCACCAACCUCCCAAGUUGACCCAGUCCUGAAUCCCUCCUACGCUCAGCAAUUGAUGGCUGCUUGCCCUCAAAAUGUGGAUCCUAGUAUAGCCAUAAAUAUGGAUCCCGAAACUCCAAACACCUUUGACAAUGUUUAUUAUCAGAACUUGUUAGCAGGCAAGGGUUUGUUUACAUCAGAUCAGGUGCUAUUCACGGAUUCAUCAGCUCAGCCAAUGGUUAAUGAUUUUGCCAACAACCCAGGGAACUUCAAUGCUGCUUUUAUAACCGCAAUGAGGAAGCUUGGGAAGACCGGUGUUAAGAUUGGCAACCAAGGAGAAAUAAGAAAGGAUUGUACAGCUUUUAAUUAACAACUAAAUGAUGAAUGUAUUUAUUGUCCAUGCAGAGUGUUAUAGAACAUAGAUUCUUGAAAUAUUACAAUAAAACUGAAUUGAAUAAAGAUCAAAACUUCAAUCCAAAA